This is a messenger RNA of Ruditapes philippinarum (Manila clam), 1834 nucleotides long. Its product is annotated as interleukin 17-like protein. The record is from RefSeq and is a predicted model, not a curated record. The transcript has 2 exons. Gene Ontology annotation, molecular function: cytokine activity. Lineage: Eukaryota; Metazoa; Mollusca; Bivalvia; Venerida; Veneridae. The coding region runs from base 636 to 1214 and encodes 192 amino acids. Gene Ontology annotation, cellular component: extracellular region.
UAGUUUAUUUUAAAUCUGUAAGAACGUAUCUUAUCUAUUUUGGAUUAAUAUCAAUUAUUCUUUGUGUGCCUUUUGUUGCUGGCUUAUUUAUUGGAUAUUCUUACAACAUCUGUGCCAUAUUUUGUAGUGAAAUUGACAAAAAGGGAAUUUUUGAACAAUUCCCAUCGGAUGUUAAAUUUCAACAAAAUUUAAUUUAUAUAUUACAUAUGAAUACAAGAAAAGGAAUUAUUGCAACAGGAGUACAAUUUCCUUACCCUUUAUUACUACAAUUACAGUUCACAACGCCUUUGCGUUAAUACAGUUUGACUUCAAGGUUAUAUUGUAAUUGGCAUGGCAAAAUUAGUGAAUAUUUGGAUAGGUUAAAUCAUUAAAUACAUUCAAAUCAAGUAAAUUACGUUAAAUAUGUAGAGGAAAUAAAUUAUAACUGUAAAAGUUCGCCGACGAAUUAAUGAACAAACAUUUACUAAUGUUCAGGAUUUGUUGAUAAAUCUUUUCCUGUUGAGUUAGGAAACACCUGUAUGUUAUUCUCCUUUAAUCCUAUAUAAAACAUGUUUUAUUCUAGGGAAUACAUUAAAGUGUUAACUUUACAGAUUAACUUAUCGUCAAAAAUAUUUUAUACAACCUAAAUAAAAAAUAUGAAAAUAUUUUCGCCGACUAUAUUAACACUGGUCUUGAUGUGCGAACACUUUAUUCAAUCAACGAGCCAAUGCGUACAUCCAUCUGACGCAAAUCAACAGAUCAAUCGGCUCAAAAACCAAGUGUUUCGUAACUACAUUCUUGGUGACUGGACAUACAAUGUAAUAGACGAAUACCGUAAAAUAACAAGACAUAAUUUUCCAAGAAACCUUCUUGAUGCGACAACCAGACAAAGUCAAAUUCACGGAAAGAGAAGCUGUAAAGAAAACAUAAAGGUUACAUCUGAUUCAGAUAUUGAGGUACAAUCGACAUGUCCAUGGUAUACUGUGAUGGACUUUAAUGCUCAACGAGUACCACAAACAAUUGCUAAAGCAAAAUGCUCCUGUAACCGUUGUUUUACUACAGAUCGGACUGGCAAAACACGUGAUAGAUGCACAAGUGUUAAUUCAUUCAUUCCAGUCGUCAAAUGGAGUUGUCAAAGUAACGGUCCUAGUCCAAUUCCGAAAUACUUUCAAUAUUUCAUCGACAUUGAAACCGUUCCGGUUGGAUGCACAUGUAAACGGCCAAGUAUCAUUUAAGAGUAUUAUUUUAAAUUAAACAAAUGUUUACAGAAACAUUUUACAACAACGAAAAUGGAAAAAAGUUGGCUGGACUGUUAAUUUAAUAGAACAUUAUUUAGGAUAUAAUAUUUUACUAAAGCAUGCUAUAAAAUUGUUAUGUUAUAAAAGUGUUAUGUUAUAUUUUUUUUCUAAAUUAAGUCAUCAUAUGAAAUAUGUAAGAUAUUUUACACAAUGUUCUAGUCAGUCGCAUUUUGUCUCCAGUAUCUAUUGCAAUAUCUUUAUUGAUAUUUUUGAUUCAUGUUCUCAUAUUUUUAUGUAAUUUUAGGUCUAGUGUUCAUAAAUACAUUAUUGUUUUAGCAAAAAAGUGAAUAUACUCAAUUAUCGAAAUAUCAAUUAUUCAGUCACUUGAAAGGAGAACAAUUGAUAACAUUUACUUCAUUUAUGACUUGAUUCACGAAAAUUACAAUGUAUGUUCAAAAUACAAAGCAACUUAAUCAUAAAUGUACAGUUAUUGCAAGAAAUAGAUGUAUACAUGUAUUACAAAUUAUAGUUCGCAAUAAAUUGAUGUCGUUAGUGAAGGACGUAUUGUUUAAACAGGAUAAAAACUUGUUUUCAUUUUUGCUAGUCCAAAAUAAAUA